Molecule: messenger RNA, 1061 nt
Organism: Musa acuminata subsp. malaccensis (wild Malaysian banana)
Lineage: Eukaryota; Viridiplantae; Streptophyta; Magnoliopsida; Zingiberales; Musaceae
Product: RNA-binding protein 1
Molecular function (GO): RNA binding
Source: RefSeq, a predicted model, not a curated record
UCCUGCCCUCCUCCGACCCCGCGACAAUGGCCGAUGCGUACUGGAGGUACGGCGAUGCGCGCCACCAGGCGGCUGCGGCGGCGAUGGCCCCUCCCCCCGCCACUCUCAAGCGACCUCGUGCGGAGUACCAGUAUGUGCCUAGUGGUUCCGACGUGUUUGCCUAUUACCCUCGUGAGGAUGAAGGGACUGCGCAUCCUACUGUCAGGGAUACUGAGUCCCUUGGGGCUUCAUAUGAUCGUUACUUACGCAAUGGGAUUUCUUCUUAUGGUGCUGGUGAGUCUGUUAGGCCUGUGGGUGGAGGAAUUAAUAACCAACCUAUUGAUGAUCGACGAAUCAUCAGUAUCGAAAGCUUGGAUGGUCGGAGUGCUGGAUAUGGUGGCAGAAGGCCUGAACCUCCGCUUCCUCCAGAUGCUUCAAAUACUUUAUUUGUGGAGGGCCUCCCUGCUGACUGUACACGCAGGGAAGUCUCUCACAUUUUCCGCCCUUUUGUAGGGUUCCAAGAGGUGAGACUUGUGAACAAGGAAUCCAGACAUCCUGGGGCUGAUCCACUUGUCCUAUGCUUUGUUGAUUUCGUCACUACAGCCCAAGCUGCAAUUGCAUUGGAAGCUUUGCAAGGUUAUAAAUUUGACGAAAGCGAUCGAGAAUCAGCCAACUUGAGGCUGCAGUUUGCUCGCUUUCCUGGUCCGAGGUCAUUCAGUGGACCUCGUGGCAGGCGUUGAUCGUGGGAUUUCCUAAUCCAGGUCCAGUCAAUUCGGGAGACUUCCGUGACGAGACACUUAUUAGAUAAUCCAUUCACGGUUUCCUAUCCCUUAUAAUUAUUAUAAUAGUUGUAACUGGCAUAGUUAUAUAGCCAUGCUGUGGCUUAUGCCAUCUGCCUAAAUUUGGUUGGUGUAUUCUCUCUAAAGUGGUUACUAAGCAUGGACCAUAUGUGAGCAUGCUUUAAACCUUGACCUUCUGUUUGACCCUUAUCUUAGUAUUGGCAACUUGACAGUUAUGAUAUGAUCAAGCAAACUCUUUUAUCUGAUACAUGUUUUUAGUUUGACUUUAAUUUUAUCAUUUAA